This is a messenger RNA of Chanos chanos (milkfish), 1410 nucleotides long. It is a transcript of the gene prph, whose product is annotated as peripherin. The transcript is spliced from 9 exons. Gene Ontology annotation, biological process: intermediate filament organization. Gene Ontology annotation, cellular component: plasma membrane; axon; type III intermediate filament. The record is from RefSeq and is a predicted model, not a curated record. Lineage: Eukaryota; Metazoa; Chordata; Actinopteri; Gonorynchiformes; Chanidae. The coding region runs from base 1 to 1410 and encodes 469 amino acids. Gene Ontology annotation, molecular function: structural constituent of cytoskeleton.
AUGAGUCACUCCUCUGUCCGCACCUCUUACCGUCGCACUUUUGGUGGACCCUCCUCCAUGUCCGCGUAUGCUCCUCUUUCAUCCCGCAUGCCCUACUCAGGAGGACGUUACCUCAGCUCCAUGCCUCCGUCUGUUCCCUCUCGCUCAGUGGGCUACCGGGCUCGCUCCAGCACUCCUACCUCUCGCGUCUCCUACGACAAGGUGGACUUCUCGCUCGCCGAGGCCGUCAACCAAGAGUUCCUGGCCACGCGUAGCAACGAGAAGCAGGAGCUGCAGGAGCUCAACGACCGUUUCGCCAGCUUCAUCGAGAAGGUGCGUUACCUGGAGCAGCAGAAUGCUGGGCUCCAGGCGGAGCUGAGCCAGUAUAAGGGCCAGCAGCAGGGCCAGCCCAACCGAGCCAGCGAACUUUUCCAGCAAGAACUCCGUGAGCUGCGCAGGCAGCUGGAGCUCACAGGUAAAGACCGGGACCAGAUCCAGGUGGAGAGAGACAACCUGGCCGAAGAUCUGGCUUUACUCAAACAGAGGUUUGAUGAAGAGACCCAGAAGAGACAGGAGGCUGAGAAUAAUCUGGUUUUGUUCCGCAAGGAUGUGGAUGAUGCCACUCUGUCUCGUCUGGAGCUGGAAAGGAAAAUUGAGUCUUUGAUGGAUGAGAUCGAGUUCCUUAAGAAGCUCCAUGAUGAGGAGAUCCAGGAUGUGCAGGUGAGUGUUCAGACCCAGCAGCUGAAGAUGGAAGUGGAGACAUCUGCACGUCCUGACCUCACCGCCGCCCUGAGGGACAUCAGGGCUCAGUACGAGAACAUUGCCACCAAGAACAUGCAGGAGUCUGAGGAGUGGUACAAGUCUAAGUUUACUGACUUGACGGACUCUGCCAAGCGUAACGCUGAAGCCAUGAGACAGGCCAAGCAAGAGGCCAACGAGUUCAGGAGGCAGAUCCAGUCCCUCAACUGUGAGAUCGAUGCACUUAAGAGCACGAACGAGGCCCUGCUUAGGCAGAUGAGGGAGAUGGAGGAUCAGUUCGGAGUGGAAACUGGGAACUACCAGGACAAUAUUGCCCGUCUGGAGGAGGAGAUCCGUCACCUGAAAGAUGAGAUGUCUCGCCACCUGAGGGAGUACCAGGACCUGCUGAACGUUAAAAUGGCACUGGACAUAGAGAUCGCCACCUACAGGAAACUGCUUGAAGGAGAGGAGAGCAGGAUUGUUGUUCCCAUUAUGAAUGUAUCCUCAAUGCGUGGAGGUGACUAUGACCAACCCUCUGAAUCUGGACAUGGAAAGAAAGUUGUGAUCAAGACUGUGGAGACUCGCGAUGGAGAGGUUGUGAAGGAGUCCAGGAAGGAGAAAGAUAGAGAUUCCCGCGACUCCCGCGACUCCCGUAGCGCCCAUGAUUCUAAAGACUCCGACAGGGAGGAUUAG